AUGAAAAGGUGGGCAUUGACAUAUGACUGGUGGUCCGAGUCAGUGAGGGAGGAAGCGAUCACACAGGCUGGGCUGCACUUCGUCGGCCUGGGUAGUUAUCUCCUCCUUUUCCCGGCCACCAGCAAGUACUGCUACUUUCGCAACUUUGACGGCUCCUUCCAGCCUGGCGAGGACGACGUCUACGAGAGACCACUCACGGUUCGCACAAGCGAUGGCUUGAAGGUCACUCUGGAGCUGGAAUUCGUGUUCCGACUUCAGAUGAAUAACCUGCGGGCGCUCUACAUGCUCGUGGGCAGCCAGAGCUACCAGAACACGCUGGUGCACAUUGCCAGUGGCACCAUUGCAGAGCAUGCGACCAACUUCUCUGCCCAGGCUUUCUAUGGAGACCGAGGCGGUGUGGCGAGUGCUUUCCAGGAAGCCCUCACGACAGAGUUAGCCAAGCGUCUCUACGUCAGUGUAAUGAGCUUGCAGCUGCAGCCCGCGCACUUCCCCAGCGCAUAUGCUGCAGCCAUUGUGGAGACACAGGAAAUGAAGCAGGACAUCCAGGUUGCGGAGCAGGAGAAUAAGACCAAGGUGAUCCGAAAACAGACCGAGCUCUUUCGCGCAAGGCAGCUCGCUAAUCAGAUCAUCAUCAAAGCUGAGGGCGAUGCUCAGCAGACGUUGGUCUCCAACCAGGCAGAUGUCGCCCAGUUCAAGUACCGUCAAGAAGUCCUUGCCGAAGGCUAUGCUCGCGCGCUCCAGUUUUUCAGCGCAAGCGGCCAGGAUGCAGUGCCGGACUUUCUGAAUUACAUGAAGCUUGAGGCUUUCAAAGCGCACGACAGCAACAAAAAGACGAUGAAGCUGACGCCGGUUGCCUGA
This is a messenger RNA of Symbiodinium pilosum, 858 nucleotides long. Lineage: Eukaryota; Dinophyceae; Suessiales; Symbiodiniaceae. The record is from the annotation of a GenBank genome assembly.